CUCUGCCUGCAGUGGGGAGUGACCACAAUAAUAGGUUGAGUAUAGUCUUCUGCUCCCCUCCCUCUGCUCAUACACAGUGCACUAAGAGAGUGUCAGGGGAAAAAGCAUUGCCUGCCUGUGCUCUGUGAGGAUAUGAGUUUCAGCUCCUCCACACCCAGCAGCUGCAAACCAGAGGCACCUUGCACCUCACACCUCCCUGCAGCCUCCUCCAGCUUCUUAUGCUGCAAUGCUAGGAUGGGCUGCCUCUGUAGGCUCUCUCCUGCUCCUAGUCCUCUGGUCCUGUAAGAAACGCUUCAGCAGUACUUUCUCAGCAGUUGUGGAGGAGAAGGUGGAAGAACAUUACAAGCUGAUCUGCAAACCUUCAGCUUUGGCCAACUACCUGCUAAAACAGUGCAGGAGCUUUGGGAGUUACUCUCCUGUCAGGUGGCUCUGGAGGACCUUCCCCACCCUGCAGACCCUGGUUGGGGUGCUGGGACCUGUGGAUAAUGGGGUGCACUUUGUUAGAGAGUACCUCCAGCUGUGUGAUGAGGGUCUGGUGGCUCUGGACUGGGCUGUGAAACCUGGACAACAUCAGAGAAGGAGGAGGGCAUCAAGUAACUCCACGGUGCCCAUUCUGCUGGUCAUCCCAAACUCUUUUGGCAAGAUCACUAGGAACACCAGUAAGAUGUGUCACUUGGCCCUCACUCAUGGGUACCAGGCUGUGAUCUUCAAUCGUCGAUGCCAAAAUGGUUGUCCUCUCAGCACAAUAAAGUUACAACCUUAUGGCGAUCCUAAUGACUUGCGAGAAGCCAUCCGAUACAUUCGCCAUUGUCAACCUUCAUCUCGACUAUUUGCAGCCGGUGAAGGCACUGGAGCUGGACUUCUCCUGUCCUAUCUCGGAGAGUGUGGCUCAUCCAGCUACAUCACAGCAGCAGGCUGCAUCUCUCCUCUCUUUCGACUUCAAGACUGGUAUGAAGCUGGGUGUCCAUGGCCGUGGCAGGCAGCUUUGCUCUUCUACCAAAAAAUGUAUUUGAGCAGAUAUUCCACAGCUCUGGGACAGCUUAUAAAUACUGAAAAACUUUUGGGGAGUCAGACUUUAAAGGAACUUGAAGAAGCUUUGUUUUGCCAGACCAAGAUUUCCAAUGGUUUGACAUGGGAUACGUACUGGGAACGGAAUGACCCUCUAAGAGACAUUGAUGAAGUGGCUAUUCCAGUCCUGUGUAUUUGUAGCCAGGAUGAUCCCAUCCGUGGGGAGGCCCAUAGUACUGUACCAUUUGAGCUUUUUGAGACAAACCCCCAUUUCUUCUUGCUGAUGAGCCGUUAUGGAGGCCACUGCGGCUUUAUCAAAGACAAUAUGUCUGGUCCAAUAUGGAGUCACAGUGCACUGCUAGACUUUUUUAAGUCCACUGUAGAUUUCUUUGCUAUGGAAGAAAGGCUGAAAGGCCUCGCCAAAAGAAAAGGAACCAUCUCAAACUCCUUGAACAGGACGCUACAGGACAGAGUCUCCUGCAGAAAAGAACAAACCUGUCCUCACAAUAUCCAUGAAAUUUAUAACUGGCAGCGCUCCUACACAAGAUGAUACAAGCUGUAAAGUUAGAACUUUAAAAUUGUUGGGGAUUUUGUGGGCCAUUUUUUGGGAACUGGAAAUGUUGUAGAACAUAACAUUUGGCCUGGAAUUUGAUCUGGAGAUUUUAGAAUGUAUUGUCAUUUGUCCCUUUAAAAUGUUAUAGAAAAUUAAAGGCAUCGCCAUGGUAAAUAUAUAAUAUAUUAAUUAUUUAAUAUAAUAUUCCUUGUUCCCUGGAUUUCUUACAAAAAUUUUACUAAAAGAUAAAAUAAGUAAGCUAAAGCAGAGUUCAGUAAAAGAAGAUAUGUUGAAAUGGAUAAUGUACUGUUUGGCCGUUAGGUAAGAUGCUCUGUUGGUUUUCCUCGUUAUGUGUUACAUUGCUCAUUGUUUUUAAGAACUCUUACAAUGAAUAAUACAGGAUGUUGGCUUUUGUUUCUUAUGAACUGCUACAUACAACUGCUACAACUGCUGCACAUCGAUAAGAGGGAAAUG
This is a messenger RNA of Hyla sarda, 2035 nucleotides long. Its product is annotated as protein ABHD15-like. The transcript has 3 exons. Lineage: Eukaryota; Metazoa; Chordata; Amphibia; Anura; Hylidae. The record is from RefSeq and is a predicted model, not a curated record. Gene Ontology annotation, molecular function: short-chain carboxylesterase activity; monoacylglycerol lipase activity. Bases 227 to 1558 code for a protein of 443 amino acids.